This is a messenger RNA of Camelina sativa (false flax), 4235 nucleotides long. The record is from RefSeq and is a predicted model, not a curated record. NCBI's taxonomy places the organism in Eukaryota, Viridiplantae, Streptophyta, Magnoliopsida, Brassicales, Brassicaceae.
AGAAGACAGGAACUGCUGUCAAAGUUCUGUCCUCUGCACACUUUGUUAUCUUGGCCAGUUCGUCCACCCACAAGUCCAAAGAGGUGUAGUUCUCUGAUAUCAGGGAGAUCGCCACUAGGCACUGCUCGAUAGCCUGAUUGUACAUGGGAUAACUUUCUGCGGAUGUAGCUGCUCUGAUGCCUUUUCUAUCCAACAAACGGAUAAGGUGGCUAAGAAACGUUUUGCGGAUGUACUCCCCACUGAAACUUAGGAAUACGUCGUACCUCAUGAUCACGAAGCUUUUUUCCUUUUCCGCAAAGAGGGUGAAUAAUAGUUUUGUCAAAAUUUGUUGCACUCCAUGUCUCUGACUUGUUCUUCGGCGUGUAUACCCUCUCAAUAAGAUGGAUUACGUGAUCUGCACUUCUACCAUGUACGAAUAGUAUUACAGCCAGCGAAGUCAACCUUUCUUUGAUAUUCUGUUUUCACCAAUAAUGAUUUGCCAAAUAUUCUUUCCUUCGAAUGUAUAUCUUUUACACAAUAGAGAAUGUGUCCAGCUUGUAUGAUGAUGUCCAGAAGAAAUUUGAAGUAUUCAAAUUUAUUUCCAGCUUGUAUGAUGAUGUUAUAACACGUUGACUUUGAUAAAAAAUCGUCAUAAGAAUUGUUCAAGCUUUACUAUUGAUUGGAAGAUUCAAAACCAACGGCAUACGUAGCUCUGUCAACAUCUCUUUUUAUGGAUUCAUCCUCUUCACCUCGAGUCGUGAAGCAGUACCAAGUGUUCCUCAGCUUCCGAGGAGAAGACACUCGCAGGACCAUUGUCAGCUUCUUGCACAAAGCACUUGUUGACCGGGGAAUUAAUACCUUCAAAGAUGAUAAAACGCUUGAGAUUGGCAGCUCCAUUUCAGACGAAAUCAAAGAAGCUAUACAUAAUUCAAAGAUCGCGGUUGUGGUUAUCUCGGAGAACUAUGCUUCUUCAACUUGGUGUCUGAACGAGCUCCAAAUGAUAUUGGAUCUUCACAAGAAACAGCAGCUCACUGCAGUCCCAAUCUUUUACGAUGUCGCUCCCUCUGACGUUGGGCAUCAGAGAGGAACCUUCGCCUUAGAAAGGUACAAAUGCUCAAAAAUCAUGCUGUUGUUUUCCAGCGAGAAGAGAAAAUUUGCGGAGAAGAUUCAGAAAUGGAGAGAAGCUCUAACCGAAAUUGCAGGAAUAUCAGGCACGGACUCCAAAACUUGGUGAGUUUUUCUCCAGUAAUUAAUAAAAGUAUAAUAAAGGUCUUAUUCCAUGAUCAAAGCUGACAUGUUCCUCGGGUGUUAGUGAGGAUGAGACUGCUAUGAUUGAAGAUAUUGUUGGACGUGUUUCAAGACAUUUUUUUUCUAUGGAGACAUUAAAAUUCAGUGACACUGUUGGAAUGAACUGCCAUAUGGAAGAACUCAAUUUUGUGAUGGAUACAGAGGGUCUGAUAGGUAUCUGGGGAAUGGGAGGCAUAGGAAAAACCACCAUUGCCAAAUGUCUCUAUAAGGAACAUUCGCAUCGCUUUGCAUAUCAUUGUUUCAUAGAGAACAUUAAGAGUUCCGCAGAGAAGGGCCUCAUACAUUUACAAGAAAAGCUUCUUUCGAAUAUCCUGGGCAAAGGACAUGAGAAGCUUUGGAGUGUAGAGCAGGGAUGCCUCUAUAUUAAAUCGAGGCUUGGAAACCGUAAAGUUCUCCUUAUCCUUGAUGACGUCGACAAUUUAGACCAGCUGCAUGUCCUGGCAAAAGAGACUAGUUGGUUUGGACCAGGGAGCCGAAUCAUCAUAACCACAAGAGACAAGGGAUUGUUAUUCUCCAGUGGAGUCAGAUGUGUAUACUGCGUUGACAUUUUGGGCAAAAAUGACGCAAUCCAAGUCUUUAAACAGGCUGCUUUUGAAGGAGGAGAAGCUCCUUCUGAUGAUUAUGAACAACUGUCAAUCCGUGCUUCUAGCCUUGCACAAGGUCUUCCUUCCGCCCUUAAAGCUUUUGGCACAUAUCUCCGUCGAAUGACCUCUAUAGAGGACUGGGAAAAGGCAUUAGAAAGACUCAAAAAAGUUCCUCACCAGAGAGUCAUGGAGAUUCUGAGAACCAGCUAUAUGGGGUUAGAUGGAAGACAUCAGGCUGUUUUCCUUCAUGUCGCAUGCCUCUUCAAUGGAGACUCAGUCCGCCGUGUAACUUCACUUCUAGAUGAUGGUGAAUUAGAGAUAAAAGCUUUAACAGAGAAGUCCCUCAUCGACAUAUCAGCCGAUGGGUGUAUCAAGAUGCAUGUCUUGAUAGAACAAGCGGGAAAAGAAUUUGUGCGCGAAGAAUCAGACUCCAUGCCUUGGAGGCAAAAAGUUCUAUGGGAACAGGAGCAAAUUAUUUCUGUGCUGCAAAACAACACGGUAAGGAAGGGUUCAUAAAACAAUUAGACUCUUUAUUCUUCUCUGUUCUAAUCUCGAUGGUUUUCGGUUGUGUGUUUGUCUCCAUGUCAAUUCAGCCACGAUUCUCUCAUCAGGGUACAACAAGAAUCCAAAGUUUGGCCCUACACAUGUGUGAGAUGCCUCACGUCUUGUAUAUUAAGGGAACGAUUUUUGACACCAUCAAUCUAAAUUCCUCAAGGUCUUCCAGCAUUUGAAUGAUAUAGAAUCCAAGUUGCAAUUUCUUCCAGGUACAGAUGGCCUGCCCCAACAACUCAGGUUACUACAUUGGGAUGCCUAUCCCUUAACAACCUUGCCUCUCACGUCCUACCACAAUCUAAAUUAUCUUGUCGAAAUAAAUCUCCAUUACAGCAAUCUUGAGCGCCUCUGGUAUGGAAACCCGGUAAGACAUUACAGUGUACUGGAGUUGUUUUGAUAGAACAUUUCUAAAGAACUCAAAUCCACUAAAGAGCUUACUGAAAAAAAACACUUGAGAAUCUUUAUCUUUGCCUUGGUUAUAUCCAGGUCCUCCCUAUGUUGAAGAGACUAGACAUGACAUGUUCUCAUAACCUGAGAGAACUUCCAGGUCUGUCAGGAGCCAAAAAGCUGGAAGAGUUGCUAAUGGAAGGCACAACGAGAGUGAAGCAACUCCCAAUGUCCAUUGAAAGCUUAUCUAGUCUGCAAACACUCAAUUUAUCCCACUGUGGUUUAGUGCAUCUCCCAAUCCGUAUAUCAGAAACGAAUAUCACUCUGAAAAACGAGAAUAGGGAACGCCGGCAAAUAAUACUAGAAUUUCCCAGAGAUAAAAAAGGCAUACGUUUUCUUGCAAAUCUGUCCAUUAAGGGGAGGUUAUAUAUUCCGUUGUCGCAUCUCACAGGAAACGCAGAGCACUUCUCCUGCAUAACCAAGCAAAAAACUCCUGAUGAAGUGAUGGGGAUGCUGUUUGAAGGCGUCCGGCAGAGCGAAAGCUUUUCUGAAUUUAAAUCACUCCACAUCAAGCGGAUCAAGUACAUUGAGGAAGAUGCUCCUUUUGCGUGUAAUAGCUUCUCAGGCUUUCCUUUCUUGGCAGAGUUAAAACUGAUCAACUUAAACAUCCAGAAAAUUCCAGACAACAUUGAUCAUUUGCAGUCACUAGAGAAACUAGACCUCAGUGGAAAUGAUUUCACAAGUUUACCCACAACUAUGGAGAACCUUUUCCAAGUUAAGAACUGUCAUGUUUUGUAACUGCACUAAACUUGAGGCGUUGCCAGAGCUAAUUCAUUUGCAGACACUCAAACUAUCUGGCUGUUCAAAUCUCAGAUCACUGGUGGAACUCUCUACCCUGAAUCCCACCCGAGUAAGAUAUGGUAUGCUAGAGCUUGGGCUUGACAACUGCAAAAGUGUUCAAUCCUUGUCAGACCAGCUAAGUCAUUUCCCCAGUUUGAUACACUAGGACCUCAGCAGACAUGAAUUUGAGGCACUACCUGAAAGCAUCAUAAACCUCUUAUCUUUGGGAACGCUCUGCCUCAAUAACUGCAAAGAACUCAAAUCAGUGGAAGAGCUUCCACAGAACCUCAAGCAUCUCUACGCACAUGGCUGCAAUUCUCUAGAGUAUCUCUGCCUUCUCUACAACAAUUCUAUUGAACACCUCGAUCUUAGCAAUUGCUGCACCCUGGAAGAAGGUGAAUCUACUACGUUGGCUCAAAUUCUAGAGGACGGAUAUAGCAAUGCGGUAAUCUUUUUGCUCUCUCAACUAACUUUUUUUUCUUUCUUUCUAUGAUUUGAUUCCCGUUUGUUUUCCGUAGACUACACCAAGAUUUGCAUGCAUACCGGGAGAUGAAGUGCCCAGUUAUCUAGAUAAUCAAACCCUAG